GGCCUACUGCACUUUAUGAAUAAUGAAAACAUGACGUAAACAAUGCGGUCCUCUAUGCAGCUCGGGCUCGAGGCUGGAGGCGGGCGCACCGAGCCGUGAUGCAGUCGUGACGUAGAUUCACUCGGGGAUCUUUAAUCCUCUGCCGCAGCAGCACAACACCGGUAACCAGAGGAGGGGGUAGCACGGUCGGACAGGAAUGGACCACACGGCCUCGGCUAGACUACUCCUUGGCCGAAAUAGCUCGGUCUUUAGAUAUUAUGAUAAUAUCACCGAGUAAAACAGAGAUUACGACUAGAACGAGCCGACUGCUUGCACAGGCCAGACCCCCUCCUCACUCUCUGCCUGUAGCUAACAGCCUAUGUAGACAUUUUUCUAUUAAAGAGAACUCAUUUAGAAACGGUGGUCAAGAUAUUUUCAAACGCAUAUAUUUGCUUCAUUUAAAGUCGAAUUCGGUAUCUUUAAGCCGGCUGACGGACACUACGCCUCGUGCUGCCGGUUUCCUGCAGCCAGUUGCGCCCCGGUUCGCCCUUCAGUGGCGUCGCCGCGUCCCCGCUGUUCCUGUCAGCUGCUGCGCAUCAGCAAAACAUGCAGGAUGAGCCUGUGGGGGUGACAACCACACAAUUACCCCCGUCAACCGAGGAAAAGGACAGCAACAGCAGCAGCACGGUCAGCAAAUCCGGGAAGCAACCGAACCAACCCGACAACCGCGACAGCCUGCUGAUCUCGUUCACGCCGGAUUAUAACCAUCUAAACCAGAACAUAGGCUAGCUUUUCCAGAUUUCGAUCGAGAUCAUUUUUGCCCGACGCAGUCGAUCUGUGACCUUCAGCACAGCCGAAAAAUACAUCAGCAGUUAAGUCAGCACACUGAGUUUAGCCCCACAGACUCGCCCCCACCCCAGAGACAUUUCAGUCACCUGCCGCAGAGGCAGCCCUUCUCUAAGCCCGAGCACAGCGCUGCUGAUCCCUGCGGCUCUCCAGUGGAAGAGGCUGAAGCCGAUGCUGCGUCGCCAUCGCCCACUUCCGUAACACCAAACAAGAUCCAGAUGGACUCCCCCAUCGCCCACCAUAUAAAUGGCAAUGGCAGCAGCAGCACCGGCAACAUGUUGUCCGGAGGUCUCGGCGCCGCUUUCCCGAACCUCUCCACCCAGGAGAUGCAGAGCGCCAGCGUAGGCUCGUCUUCACCUUCCCUCCCCGGAUUCGACACCCCGUGGUCCGUCCAGACCAGUUCCUCGCCCCCUCCCGCACCCAACUCCAUCAACCCCAUCCACGCGAACGCCAUUAACCAGAUGCCCAACACGGACUCUGACAACAGCUUCUACCCAGGUAUCCCCUCCUCCAUCAACCCGGCCUUCUUCCAGAGUUUUUCGCCAGUGUCAGUUAAUCCGUGCGCCGGGAUUAAUGUGCAGGGCUUCAGCGGUCCUUUCUCGCCCCAGAUGAACGUCCCUCAGCAGGCGCAGAGUCGCAGGUCCCCGGUCAGUCCCCAGAUGCAUCCCCAGCAGGGCGCCUUCCUGCAGCAGAGGAACAACUACAACCAACAUCAGCCCAUGGUGAAGCCAUCUCCCUGGGGCGGUCACCAGGGCAAUGGCUGGGGCUCCAGUGGGAUGUCCUGGGGCCGGGACCACCGCAGAGGGAGUGGCAUGGGCGUACCUGGCUCCGUCAGCCACGUCUCGCCACUGAAGAAGCCCUUCUCGAGCAACGUCAUCGCUCCUCCCAAGUUCCCACGCUCUGGAGGAUCACUGGGGCCUAAGUCCUGGAUAGAGGAGAACAUGUUUCGCACAGACAGCAACAGCAACACUUUGUUGCCCCUGCAGGACCGCUCCAGAAUGUACGACAGUCUGAACAUGCACUCCCUGGAGAGCUCUCUGAUUGACAUCAUGCGAGCUGAGCAGGAUCCGAUGAAAGGCCGUGUGGGAUGCCCUAACCCCGGGGCUGACGGCCUACUCAUGCUCAAUGGCCGCUCCUCCCUCUUCCCUAUUGAUGAUAAUCUCCUCGAUGAUAGCCACGGCAACCAGGGUGUCCCAGGAGUCCUUGGCUCCCCCAACUGUUACCCCCACCAAAAUGGGGAGCGCAUCGAGCGCUUCUCCCGUAAGGUGUUCGUGGGAGGUUUGCCCCCUGACAUAGAUGAAGAUGAAAUAACCUCAAGCUUCCGCCGCUUUGGUCACCUGGUGGUGGACUGGCCACACAAAGCAGAGAGCAAAUCCUACUUUCCACCUAAAGGAUACGCAUUCCUGCUGUUCCAGGAGGAGAGCUCAGUGCAGGCUCUGAUUGAAGCCUGCAUGGAGGAGGACGGGAAGCUCUACCUGUGUGUCUCCAGCCCCACCAUCAAGGACAAGCCGGUGCAAAUUCGACCUUGGAACCUGAGCGACAGUGAUUUUGUGAUGGACGGAUCUCAGCCCCUUGAUCCCCGCAAGACCAUCUUUGUGGGAGGCGUCCCUCGUCCCCUGAGAGCAAUUGAGCUGGCCAUGAUUAUGGAUCGUCUCUACGGCGGAGUCUGCUACGCGGGAAUUGACACCGAUCCAGAGCUCAAGUACCCCAAGGGGGCGGGACGAGUGGCCUUCUCCAAUCAACAGAGUUACAUCGCUGCCAUCAGCGCGAGAUUCGUCCAGCUGCAGCAUGGUGACAUUGACAAGCGGGUGGAGGUGAAGCCCUACGUGCUGGAUGAUCAGCUAUGUGAUGAGUGUCAGGGUGCACGCUGUGGAGGGAAAUUUGCUCCCUUUUUCUGUGCUAAUGUCACCUGUCUGCAGUACUACUGCGAAUUCUGCUGGGCCAACAUCCACUCCCGCGCCGGACGAGAGUUUCACAAGCCCCUGGUCAAAGAGGGAGCCGACCGUCCUCGCCAGAUUCACUUCCGCUGGAACUAGAGAUGCGACCACAGCCAUGGUGACACAGUCAGAGGGAAAGGAAAUGAAACACUGGCUAACAGGAAAAAAGAGCAUCGUCCUGCCUCUCCUGCUCUCCUAAGCUAUCAGUAUAAUCGAGUAUGUAACACUAUACAGUAUAUACUAUAUAUAUAUAUCUAUAUAUCUUUUGUAGCAGCCAAACACCACAAGCCUCAGUUUUUCACCAAAACCCCCCUCACAUCUCAGGCUCUGACAACUCUACAACUCUUUUGUGGUACUUUCAUCUUUUCUAAGAGGAGAUUUAAAAAGAGAUUGAUUUUUGUAGGUUUUUUUAUUAUUAUUAUUUUUGUAUGUGAGAUUUAAAGUAGAUAUGGGAAUGUUUUUGCAUGGGGGCAGCUUGUCUGUCUGUUUGUCUGCUGCUAGCCACCCUACAGUGCGUGUAGUGCACACUUGUUUCUGGGAAAACCUUGAUUCUCUAAUGUUGAAGCCUGCCCCAGGUCAUUAACCAAAGGUAGCAAAAAGAUAGGAAGCAUAAAAUUGACACAUUUUUCUGCCGCAAAAAAAACCAAACAAAACACAGUUGUUUUUUAAUGUUCCCAUGGGCUCUUUCUUCUUUUUAGAGGGUUUAUUAAAAAAAGAUGAUAGGGUUAUAUCUGCGCUCAUGCUGACCCAUAAAGUGAUACCUCAAAAUACUAAAUCUGGUUUCUGCUAACUGUAUUCAACAUUUAUACUUAACAAGCUAUUUUAGAAGCUUUGCUGCUAUAAAUACAUAUAUAUGAAUAAAUGUGUAGGUAUUAUAUUAUUGCCAUUUAUAAACCAGAAUCAUGUAAAAUGGAAUGCAGUAUGCACUCAACCACUAAUGGCCCCGAUUGCCAUGGAAAGUGCAUGCUAUUAUAAUAGGCUUAGUUAUACAAAUAGCAUGCAGGAUAGAUGUGAGAGAGAAAAAACACUGAGAAAAAAAUAAAAAACAAACCACUGAAAUCAUAAUUAAAGACAAGACAUAAAAGUCUAUAGUGAGUAGUAUGACCAUCUAUUACCAAUGCCUAAGAGGGGAAAAAAUCUGACAAAUAAGACAAAAUAAGUAAAAGAAAAACAUAUUUAAACUUGCAUGCAUUGAUGUUUAUCUGUUGUUUGAUCCGUUUACAUACUUAACAAUACAAAAAGUGAUAUUGGUUCUACUGUAGACUUAGUGGAGGCCAUCAUUUUGCGACAUGAUGGCUUGUAUGGCAAAAGAAAAUUCCUGUUGGAAGCAGAGUGGUGUUCAGUGGUUUGUGUUUGUGUCGUCCCUGUGCUGUGUGACUGUUUUUAGUGUAGACUGAGGCUCUAGUUUAGUUACCAACAGAUUACAUAUAGGAGAAUUAAAACAUCAAAAUGACUCUGCCUUCACCCUUCCUAUCCCGCAUCUUUGCAUGGUUCCAAAGGUUAAUCUGAUAUAGCACCGCCCUCCCAGACCAAAUGCAAACAAAAGACUUGAUCAUUUUGGAAGACUGAACUGGGGGAAGUGGGCCUGGGCUGAAAGUCGUGUUCAUAAGCAUCCUUAGAACAUGUUCUCUUCACUAAACUUGCUUAUUUUGUAAUGACUAGUUGAAAGAGUCAGGCUUUCGUGAAUCCAGGGAAACCCUGGCUCGGUUACUGAAAGAUAAAAUAUCUCCACAUCUCCUCACGUCCUUUCACGACGAUGGCACGCGGUCCCUUGGCGUGCUAAAGGUGAAACUCUCUUCUCUUUGUUUGUGUUGUGUGUCUGUUUGAUUUCCACGGUGACCCUUGAAUUACUCAAAAAAAAAAAAAACUAUUUAGGGACAAUCUUUCUGUGAGGAUGGUGGCCCAGCCAUCCGUUUGGUACUGUAAAAGCGUGUCGCUCUCCUGUCGUCGUGGUUUUUGUGUUCCAUACCCUGGUGUGUGCUCCUCUGUAUCGGUGUUCAGGCAUCAAGUGUGUACUGUUAACAAAACCUUAAUGAAACUGAGACUCUUAAGUUUAUUUACUUAUAGUUGAGUCUUAUAAUUAUAAUUUGUUUGUGUCAGCUACUUACCCUUCACUGGCCCUUCAAUAUGUUUUUUAUAAUAUAUAUUAUGCACUCCUUUUUAUAUCCCCACUCAAUUUAUUUCUUAUCCACCCCCUUAAGUGAUUUCAGUGCAGAUGUGGAUUCUCUGAAACCUCCACCUAUUUAUAAUUCUACAGAUGAUUUAUCAAAUUUUAUUUUUUCAUGAUUCCUUAUUUAAGAAGUAGCGUGAAGCAGUGGUCUUAAGUUAUCUAUAUUCUGAAUGAGUAGAGCAGGAAAUCCAGUACGUUCUAAUAUAUUCUAAUAUAGUCUGGAUGUUGUGAGGACCGGGAGUUGGAACGUGAUGGAGAUGAAAGUGUUAGAACGAGCUCCCGUCGUCCCGUCGUCAACCGUGGCUUUAGUUCUCAUGAUGCGAACGUGUUUGAAUAUCGUCACCUGUAACACUUGACUCGUGCUGUUUUUGUGAGGUUCUAUUUUCUGUGUUGAACACUGUUACUUUGUUCUGUGUCUUUGUUUUUGUAAAAAUCAUAUUUAUUUCAAUAUUUUUGUAGACAAAAAAAAAACCUAUUUGAUUUUGAUUGUAUUUUUCUAUUUGAAUAGGACUAUUAUACAAUUUAUUUCCCCCCAAUUGCAAAUUAUGUCCAAACGUUCUGUUCAAAGACAAAGAAUCAUGUCAUUAGUAACAACAUCAACGUUUUUGAUAUACAUUUGAUUCUUAUUUUGAUACACAUGACACAUUUCAUUUGAAGGAAGGAAACAUGAAGGUUUUAUUAUAUUCUUGGAAGACACUUGAGAUUCUCCCCUGUUGCAUCGGGGCCCCAGCUGCCUGUCCUCAUAGAUGCUCUGAAACUUGAAUAUAACACAUUUUGAAAGGCUGACUAACCUCGAAUCUGUGUUGUGAUGUGCAAUACUGUUUCUAAUGUUUGUAUAAAAGUAAGAACUACAGUGUAAACCUUUUUAAUGCAGAUUUAUUUUUUUCAUUGCAUAUUUUGCAAAUUUCUGAUCCACAGUGUCAUUUUUUACUGUCAGAAAAAGAAACCCCGUUUUUUCAUUGCAACUAUUUUUAAAUCCAGAUAUCUUUGUACUGAUGUAAAUGAUUGUAGUUAUUUUGGAUAGUGUUUUGCUAACAAACAGAGAGACUUUUUCAUGCAUAUUUCUAUUUCAUUUCAUCUUGUUUUAUCCCACACUUUAUUUCAUUUAAUAGUAGCAGAAUUCUUGGAAUCAUUUUUCAUAUUUAUUUUCAUUGGUAUUAUUUUGUAUUUUUAUGUGGAAAUACACUAUAUAUAAAUUUAAGAUGCUAAUUGCUAAGAUAUUAUUUUGAGUUUAAUUAUUUUUAAAGCUAAAUAUUUGUAAUUUUAUUGUUAAAGUGACUAAUUUCUAAAUCAAGAGUUUGUGUAUAGAUUCACAAAAGUGGUUUAUGAGGUGUUUGGAUUUUAAUUAUUACUGAAUGGUUCUUUGAUAUGCAAAAUGAAUAUCAUGUUUAUUUUUAUUUUUGUUGGUUUUGUAUUUAAAUGGGGUGUUGAUUACAGUCCUUUUUUUUUCUUUCACUUUUACCUGAAUAAAGACCCAUUCUGUUUGGACACAA
Siniperca chuatsi (mandarin fish) is the source of this 6425-nucleotide messenger RNA. It is a transcript of the gene cpeb2, whose product is annotated as cytoplasmic polyadenylation element binding protein 2. Gene Ontology annotation, cellular component: cytoplasm; neuron projection; nucleus. Gene Ontology annotation, biological process: negative regulation of cytoplasmic translation. The record is from RefSeq and is a predicted model, not a curated record. NCBI's taxonomy places the organism in Eukaryota, Metazoa, Chordata, Actinopteri, Centrarchiformes, Sinipercidae. Bases 1044 to 2861 code for a protein of 605 amino acids. The transcript is spliced from 10 exons. Gene Ontology annotation, molecular function: translation factor activity, RNA binding; mRNA 3'-UTR binding; ribosome binding.